This is a messenger RNA of Mucor mucedo, 831 nucleotides long. RefSeq lists its product as uncharacterized. The record is from RefSeq and is a predicted model, not a curated record. Lineage: Eukaryota; Fungi; Mucoromycota; Mucoromycetes; Mucorales; Mucoraceae. The coding region runs from base 1 to 831 and encodes 276 amino acids. The transcript has 6 exons.
AUGUCUGGCAUCGCUUUUAUGAACAGUACAAACAGUAAUUGUUUCUUACCUGACCCAUUAGAUAACGAUGUUACCAACAUGAUCAACAAAUUUACCCGCGCCAUUGCAUACGAUACUGAGGACAUGCUUCUUUUCCCAACGAAAAUUGUUGUUGGGAUCUUUUUCAACAACUGCAACUAUCAAGCACCGGAACAGUUAAAAAAUAUGGAGAACGACUUUAAAAUCAAGUAUGUGGUCCCAUUUAUUAAUGCUGCUUUUGAUGUGGACGAUAAGUUGGUCGUUUAUUGGGAUAAGCCUUUAAAUAUCUGUUCAAAUUCGAGCAUGAAAUUGCAAAGAAGACAGACAACUGAUGCUAAUUUCACCACAAUCGAUGGCAUGGAGAUAGGCAUAAUUGAGAUCAAGCCAUUCCACACACCCUUUGAAAUGCUGGAAGAAGAUCGAGUCCGACUUGCGGAGAUCAGCAAAAGAUGCUUCAUAAAGGGAUUUUCGCUGCAAAGAGUUUAUCUUAUAUUGACUCUUCUACAAAUAGGUUUUCAUAUGGAAUACUUUUUUCAUGAGUAUAAUCCUGAUGAUACGACAGCGACAAGCCAAGGCGAAGUUGAUAAUGGGGUGAAGAAGUAUACGUUUCGGCUAUUAAAACAUUCUAUACUUCCCACUUUCCCAAAAACCUUCAGCCGCAUGUCAUUGUCUUUAGAAUCAUGGUUUCAUUUUAAAAAAAUGAUGGAUACAAGUAUUGCUGAUGUUGCUGAUGUCGAAAAGCCAUAUGUAUACAGUGAUGCCAACAAAAGGUUUGAACCUACUGUCACCUUGCUGAAACUUGGUGACGGGUAG